UUAACCCCCUCAGUUAUAAAUAAAGCUUCAGCAGAACGCGUGGGUGAUAUUUCUAGAAGGAGCUGACUCUGCGAAGUACAGCUAGUACAUUAUCUUAUUUAAAAAGGGGUUACCUCCUCGCGUACCGAGAGCAUUUCAACUUUGUUUUAUCGAUUGAAAAACGUUACGGGUCCCUGAAAACAUGGCCGAAAGCGACUGGGAUACGGUAACCGUGUUGAGGAAGAAGGGCCCCACUGCUGCCCAGGCCAAGUCCAAGCAGGCGAUCACGGCUGCUCAGAGACGCGGGGAGGACGUCGAGACGAGCAAGAAAUGGUCUGCCGGGCAGAAUAAACAGCACCUCGUGACCAAAAACACGGCCAAACUGGACCGGGAGACGGAGGAGCUGCACCACGAGAGGGUUCCUCUGGAAGUGGGCAAGGUCAUUCAGCAAGGCAGACAGGAGAAGGGCAUGACCCAGAAAGACCUCGCCACAAAAAUAAACGAGAAGCCUCAAGUGAUUGCCGACUAUGAAAGCGGGAAGGCGAUACCCAACAACCAGGUCAUGGGAAAAAUAGAGAGAGUCAUUGGCCGGAAGCUGCGUGGGAGAGAAAUUGGGCAACCCCUGGAGCCAAAGGCCAAGAAAUGAGCACAAAGCCUCGAAAUCAGCCCUCCCCGUCCCCAUACGUCACCUCUAACCUGAACCCUUUCAGAACCCUCCCCUGACCCCCUACCCACCCCAAGUAUCCCUCUCCUCUCCUCCAACCCGCUCCCUUUCCUGGGCUGAUCUCACCUGCGUCCUGCCCGAGGACCCGGUGACCAAGCGCACCACGAGCUGCGCACCGACGGGCCAUCCGCAACACUCGAUGUAAACAACAUGAUUGAAUGCAUAUUUCUUCAGCGUCACAGAUUUAAAGAACAGUGAAUUUCUUUUCACCUUUUUUAGGCUUUAACAUGACGGUGGUAAGUCGUUCAGAAGGUGACUUCCUUUUCACGAUCAAACGAGUCUGACUAACCUUCGAAUCUGAGCAUGUUGUUAAACCACAAGUGCUUGAUUGCAUCCUUUUUUUUGUUUUGUUUUUCUCGUUUAUUCUCCACACUUUUAAGACAACUGGGUGGAUGUUAAUACCGUGCUUGAAAUGUUUUAAUGCUGUACUUUGUUUUGGUUUAAGAAAAAUAAAGUUUGGCAGUUGAUGAUGAC
Messenger RNA from Fundulus heteroclitus (mummichog), 1177 nucleotides. RefSeq names its product endothelial differentiation-related factor 1 (gene edf1). The record is from RefSeq and is a predicted model, not a curated record. Bases 182 to 625 code for a protein of 147 amino acids. NCBI's taxonomy places the organism in Eukaryota, Metazoa, Chordata, Actinopteri, Cyprinodontiformes, Fundulidae. Gene Ontology annotation, cellular component: nucleus. Gene Ontology annotation, molecular function: DNA binding. The transcript is spliced from 5 exons.